Messenger RNA from Rotaria sp. Silwood1, 597 nucleotides. NCBI's taxonomy places the organism in Eukaryota, Metazoa, Rotifera, Eurotatoria, Philodinida, Philodinidae. The record is from the annotation of a GenBank genome assembly.
AUGCGAUGGUCUCGUCGUAGUGGCACGACUGAAGGAGAAAUUCUCAUAAACUACAUAUUUUGUACCGGUUUGGCUAUUGAUGAUGCGAGAAAUCUCUACAUCUCCGAUUUCGACAAACAUGAAGUAAGGCGAUAUAGAAUAGGUGACAAGAACGGAACUGUUGUAGCUGGCGGCAAUAUUCGUGGUGCUGGUCUCAAUCAACUCAACUAUCCGACCUAUGUUUUUGUCGAUAGGCAAGAAACUGUAUAUGUGUCCGAUCGAGAUAAUCAUCGUGUGAUGAAAUGGAAUAAAGGUGCAAAAGAAGGAAUUAUCGUCGCUGGUGGUCAAGGCGCAGGAAAUGCUUUAACACAGCUAUUUUCUCCUGCAGGACUGUUCAUCGAUACACUUGGUACUGUCUAUGUGGCAGACUCCAGGAAUCAUCGUGUGAUUCGUUGGUCUCCAGGGGAAAAACAGGGAACUGUCAUUGUGGGAGGGAAUGGUGAAGGAAACGGAGCCAAUCAGUUCAAGUACCCAGAGGGUUUGUCAUUAGAUCGCUAUGGCAAUCUCUAUGUUGUCGAUCGAGGUAAUGGUCGUGUUCAACGUUUUUCCCUCGAAUAG